Messenger RNA from Triplophysa dalaica, 4448 nucleotides. It is a transcript of the gene mazb, whose product is annotated as MYC-associated zinc finger protein b (purine-binding transcription factor). The coding region runs from base 785 to 2176 and encodes 463 amino acids. The record is from RefSeq and is a predicted model, not a curated record. NCBI's taxonomy places the organism in Eukaryota, Metazoa, Chordata, Actinopteri, Cypriniformes, Nemacheilidae. Gene Ontology annotation, cellular component: nucleus. The transcript has 7 exons.
UCGGCUCACGUUCUGCGAGGAAGGAGGAAGGGACGGAAAUAGGAGGGGGGAAACCAUUCCCUUUAAAAACAACUGGGACAUAGCGGAGAGUGAAAAGGAGAGGAGGGGGUAGAAGAAAGAGGAAUUAAAAAAGAAAAGGAAGAAAGAUACAGGGAGGGAGGGUGAGCGAGAGAGAGCGCGCGAUAAAAAAAGAAAGAUGACAUCCUGUGAAUUGAAGCGCCGAGGUGGAGCGGCGGGCUGUGGCCGGGCUCGAGUGUUAUUCGUCAGGGUCAGGGCUUGAAUCCUACAGCGAGGCUUCGACAAACACCCGAUUGGCCUGUCGGGGGGAACCGAGGGGGAAAACUCAGAUUUAUCCAUAGCAACCUUUAAGUUUGACUCUUUCAAACGCGUCAGUCGCAUUACAUGUAUCUGUUAUUUUAACGUCUAUAACUCCUUUUUUAUAAUGCACGAUGUGACGUUAUCAGUGUUAAAAUGAUUUGUUUCGUAUGCAGAUACAGAUUUUUAAGUGUUGGAAAUGAAUGAAUACGACGUUAUUGCAAUUAACGAUUCGGAAAUAGGGAUUUAAGUUAAAUAGCAGCAAAUUAAAAAUUAAAUAGUGUUUACCUUUGCCUGUAAAUCUGGAUUAGAUCCUUAAAUUAACGGAAAGGGUUAAACCUUUGGAGAGUAGUUAAACACGCAACUUAACGUUCACGUUUUACCAAAUAUAGACGAUUUAGAGGACGCCAAUGGCGCUCUAUUAAUUUUAGCCUAUUAUUGUUGAUCAUAUUCGUCGGUCUGCAACAAAAUGGAUGCCGCGUGGAGCAAUUUUCUCUUUCAGACCACACCUUCUCAGACACAAGUGGAGGGCACCCUCCAAUCAGAACUUCUGGCAGUCCACACGACCUCUCCUGAAGCCCCACCCACCGAGCACAUAGCCCCACCUCCUUCCACAGUGGACACUGCAGCUCUCAAUGAGGACCAUGUACCUGAGAAACCAGUGUCCAGACCAGCCCGUGCGGCUCAUAUCUGUUCUAUAUGCAGCAAGCAGUUCAAGAACAGCUACAACUUACGGCGCCAUCAAUCCGUUCACACUGGCAUCCGCAUGAAAGGGGGCUCCCAGAGUCAAAAUGCUGUGGCCAAAGAGAGUACAGAAAGACACACUGUCCCUCUGUCUCUGCUUCACCUCUCCAUGCCCCAGCAGCAACCCCAAACACUCCACUCUGUGCUGCCCCAUCCCCACAUACAAGUCCUGGCAUCUCAAGAUGGAAAUGAAGUUGCCUUGGAAAGCAUGACUUCCACUGUGACCGCCCUCCCGCCUCCGUCUGCUGUUGUCAUGGCAACAGAAGAGUCUGUACAGAGGCCUGUAAACCAGAACCCAAACCCUGUGCGGAAAAACCAUGCGUGCGAGACCUGUGGUAAAGCCUUCAGGGAUGUGUACCACCUGAACAGACAUAGGCUGUCCCACUCGGACGAGAAGCCAUUCUCCUGCCCGAUCUGCCAGCAGCGUUUCAAGCGGAAGGAUCGCAUGAGCCAUCACGUCAAAUCCCACCAGGGUGGAGUGGAGAAACCCUAUGUGUGCCCACAUUGUGCUAAAGCUUUCUCACGGCCUGAUCAUCUCAACAGUCACGUUAGACAAGUCCAUUCUUCAGAAAGACCCUUCAAAUGUCCGACAUGUGAAUCGAGCUUUGCCACACGGGACAGACUGCGCGCCCACAUGAUCAGACAUGAAGAGAAAGUUCCAUGUCACAUCUGUGGCAAACUGCUGUCUGCUGCUUACAUCACAGAUCACAUGAGGGUGCAUAACCAAUCACAGCAUCACACCUGCCACCUCUGCAACCGCAGUUUCACUACACUGACGUACCUGCGUGUUCAUGCUCAAAAGCACCAUGGUCAGGAGUGGAAGGAAAGCGGAGGAGGGUUUGGCACCGCAGGGUCUGGAGGUGUCCUGGUUUGUCAGCUCUGCGGCGUGCACUGCAAGACCCCCACACAACUACAGGGCCACAUGGGUACCCACAAUUCCCCCGUGAAUGACCCCUGCCCUGUUACCACCACCACCACUACGAGUGAAGUGUUGCCGGGAAGUACGGUCACCUUGUGCAACAUGGUGUCAGCACCUACAGUGUUUGUGAGUGGAAACACAGUGGUGGACCUGCUGGUGACCGACUGCUCCAGCAUCAUCCCUCAACCUCAAAGCUAGCAGAACAGCUUUGUAAUGCAGAUAAGCUAGUAACUAUAUUCUAUAUUCACAGCACAGUUAAAUCUGUACGACUCAAAACAGCCAUUCAAAAGUAUACACUAAGGAACCACAAGAAGCCAAGGAUAAACUAUGAGAAACGAAAUAUAGAGUGGAUGUGGCUCAUUUGUUUUUACAUGCACACAUGUGUACUAUGACAAUUACUGUAGCAUGAUGCAUUUCGAACAGAACACCUGAACAAUGAUACACACAAUAGGACACACAAACGUGUUACACUUAUCUCUCCUAAAGCCUGAUAGUGAUCCAAGUAAUAUGUAUAUUUUCGGGUCUGGCUGAGAGGGCAAGGCAGGCUAGGCUUGACAGGAAGGAUCAGGGCAAAAAGGUGGACACAGACACAAGCAGAGACUUCAAGGGCAGUUCUUUCAAUUUAAUACUAAUAGAGAAAUUGCCACUUUGCACUGUUGCACUGACUCAAUCCACGCUUUCUUCUCUUUCUCUUUUACGUUCUCUUUUUCUCAUUGCUGCAGGACUUCUUAAUGAUACUGUGAUAGUGUAUUUCUACUGUAUUUCCUCUUUCUAUGUGUUCGCUGGAAGUCAACUGCCGUAAACACGGCUCAGGAUGCAUUUAUUAGUCAUAAUACGGUUUUAAAAAAUCGAAAGAACAAAUGAAGUUGUACACAUGACAGUAUCUGUACAGUACUGGCCAAAUAAUUCAACUGUGGCAUGCAAUUGGUCUCAUUGUACUCAAUUAAAUGAACAUUUAUUGUUUUAGCUUUUAGUCAUAUGCUAGUGGAAGACGUUUGUCCUCAGAUAGUUUUUGAAGAUUGUAACUUAAAUUUGUUCCAUCACCAAAGGUAAAAGAAAAUAUGUAAAAAUGUAAAGGUUUAAGGUAGAAAACGUGUGCAUGAGCAGUUCAGCAUUAAUAUCCUGAGAUAACAAGUAUCUAUGGAAUAUUUGAGACUGUACCUACUAGCUUUUUAAAGGCAACUAUCAGAGAAGGUUUGGAAUCCAAAUGUGCUUGAUGUUAAGUGGAACAUCUGUUAUCGGUUUUAUAAGUAUUCGCCAUUAACAUUUUAAAAGGAUGUUUUGACAGAUAUUUGUCUUGAGUCUAAUAAUUUGGCCAUGACUGUAUUGUGAUGCAUUGGGUGGCCGUGUUUAGUGGCAUAGUGAUGCAGCGAUUCCCCAUGUCUCUUAAACUGUUAGCCUUCUUUUAUCCUAUGCUUUAUCUGUGACUAUAUAACCUGUUAGUACUUAUUUUCUUUCUCUGACUCGGCGCUUUAAGCUGGGUGCACACUGCACGGUUUGGCCUUCUGGGAAAAAAUUGGAGAAUCAUAAAAUAUUCUAUGAUCCUAUGCCCAAAUCUGCAGUCUUUGAUCACUAGUUUUCGUCUCUUGCAAGCGUCGAUUAUGAGUCUUUUCUGUUGUACAGCCUGAAGUGAAUGGCAACUGUUAUCCCACAAUAUGACAUGGCUUGUAGCUGAGACAAUUAUUUGAUCAAUCUGAUGAUUCGCAAUGGUAAGGGACUAUUACAAAUCGUACAGUGCGCAUUCAGCUUUAAAAGCCGUUUUAAUCGUUACAUUUGCAUUUUUCUUAACAGCAGGCUAUCAAAAAUGAGUGUUCUCACUGUUGUUACCGCUUCCACUAAGAAUUUAAAGAAAACGGAUGUUCCUGGAUGUUCUCUUUUUUUCUGGCAUGAAUGAUGUUUAAAGAAGGGCUUAAUCAUGUUUGCGUAAGUGUAAUUGAGAGUAACACACUACUAGCUCAAGGUUUUAAAACUAAAUAGGAAAAAAAGAAAUGUCAUGGUUCUUGGAUAUGUGCCGGAGUGAUUUGUUUGAUCAGUUUAGUGUUGGUACUGUAUACUGGAUAUAUCUGGUUGUUCAUGAACUUUUGAAUUGGAAUUUGUUCUUCCUGUUUAAAAAUGUAGUUGUUUUUAUAAAGAUUAAAUGAUAUUUAGGGUUUUCUUUUUCAUUAAGCGUUAAUCUGAAAUAAUACCUCUAAUCUCUGUAAGCUCUGACAAUGCAUCUCAAUGCCUUAUUGUACACUACCGCAUUUAAUUUGUCAAACUCUAAAACUAUUUUAAAUUAUAGUCAGUGAACCAGUGAAAAAAUAAUGAUGGGAUGUAUUUAUAUUUUUAUAUUUCUCAGCAGUAUGCAUGUCUAUAAACCGAGCAAAACAAAACGUUGUUGCUUACCAGGAUCAUUAAUAUGUUAUUAUUAGAUUAUGUAGAUCAUGUUAUUGUUUUGUAAUUUGACUAUUAAAAGGAAAUUAAGUCAUUA